This is a messenger RNA of Liolophura sinensis, 1701 nucleotides long. RefSeq lists its product as uncharacterized. Lineage: Eukaryota; Metazoa; Mollusca; Polyplacophora; Chitonida; Chitonidae. Bases 7 to 1701 code for a protein of 564 amino acids. The record is from RefSeq and is a predicted model, not a curated record. The transcript is spliced from 14 exons.
ACCUGUAUGGAGUUCAUCAGACGAGGCGCCAACGUUCUCCAAGUUAAAGAUGGUCCAAUGAGUGAUAACAAUGAUGCUGACCUGUGUGACGAAGACGGUUUGUCACCGGAUGAAUGGCCAUGGCUCGCCCCGUACGAGAAUGACCAUCGUCAGUGCCCAGUUACCGGAGGCUUUACUUUCAGAACCAUAAGCAGGUUAACUAAUGACGAUAUCUGUGCUAAGGAAUGGCGACGGUCCCGCUUAGACGCCGAGUGCAUUAUGGGAGACGGUUUGGAUUUCUUCGCUCCCAAAUCUAGCAGCUGUAGCCCAUUUUCCAAAACGAAUGAAUGGCAGAGGCUGGGGUGCUGGUCUAGCUGGGAGCAAGGCGACUUUCUGUACGUGGUGGCUGGAGUGAGGAAGCAUCAGCCUCAGUUCUGUUUGCGAUUUCCCAAGAAGAUGGAUGGGGAGUUCAAAGUUUUGUUGUAUCUGAGUGUUAUUUGUCCGAUGGAGCCGGAAGGCACCCCAACCCAUGGGAUUGAAUAUUAUGAGCUUCAUAUGAAACCCACAGAUCCGUGGGACUGCGAAGACGAAGGACCCAGGUGUCGUGAGAUUGCCAGAAAAGGAGGGUGUACGAAGGAUGCAUCAAAGUACUCAUUCCACUGCAAACGAUCCUGCGGUCUUUGUGCCCGUAGAUCUGUGACCAAGCAAGUGUGUGUGUUCCCCGCGAAGUUCUACGGAGACUGGACCCUGUUUAAUGGUGACCGGGUGGAGCACGUGAGAAUUAAUGCCACCCAUGUCAGUUUCUCCAUCCUGGGAGACUUCGCAUGCGCAGAACCACACCCAACGGAUGACAAAUACAAACUUGUCUCUGUUUUCUACAACGGAUGCUCUCCACGGUACACUUGUAUAGAACUGAAGCGCUACAACCAGAACCUACUGCAGUACAAACUUGGUCGUAGUGAGCGGACGGAUCGUGACAUUAGUCAGCUGUGUAUGUUCAGCAACGACGGUGCGCCAAUGUUUGACAGUGUCAGGAGUUUUUCAUUUAAAAAUCUUGUUGGUAAAAAACGCCUUAUGCCGACAUACUGUGGUUUGGAAGGGACAAUCCCGUUCAAUGGGACGUUUGACGGGCACAACUGUAGCGGGUACAUCUCAGACUGGGAUAGAGUGAGAUGUGACACCGACACCAAAUUCAGCAUGUGGUCUAACAACUGCCCAUCCUUGCCCUCCCCAAUAGAGUUUGACUGUCUGGCAUAUCUGCGGGACAAAGACGGAAUGGUCACAAAUUUAUUGAUCACUAAAUCUCGUGAUGGCAGCCACACCUUUAACUGUUGGGUGGUGACUUCAUACAAAGGCAUCGAUUCCACGUGGCCAUUCCGUGUUAUUUACCGUCUGGACUCCACCCAGUGUAACUCCCUAACAGAUGUGGACGUUCUAGUGACACGCAGGCCCCUGGCCACCAUGUACCUUCACGAGGAUGCCUUUGCAAAUGAAUGUAUCACACUUCCGCCUAUUCCACCGCGAUCUCAUACGACACGGAGAUACGAGCCCAGAUUACCCAAUGGGAAUGUAUAUUACACUGAGCCGCCGUUACCAGAGGAAGGCGGCUAUUGGAUGGACAGGACGUCAUCUUCAGCAGAGGCUGUCGAAGGAGGGGCCGGAAGAGAAGGAAGGGGACUUUUGACAUUAAUAGUUUUGUGUAUAGUGUCAUUAAUGGUAUAA